AUGCCUGUGCGGAAAUCACUCCGAAACAGAGAGCGCAAGGCGGCUGCUGCGGCGGCGCCCAGCACCACCUCGUCCUCAGUCCCAGCCGCCAAAACAACCAAAACACGCAAAAACACGGCAGGUCGCGGCCGGCCGGGCAGGAAGCCCAAUGCGGCCAAGAACGCGGCCAAGAAGGACGCGACCAAGCCUGCCACCACGGGACCCGUCAGCAUCGGCAAGAGCCUGAAGAAGUGGCUCUUUGAGGACAUCGUCAACCACAAGUGGGAGGGCGACAAGAUCCUGCUCGAGGUCCGCUGGCAGGGCACCGACGAGACCAGCUGGGAGCCUGAGGUCAACAUCCACCGCGACGCCAAGAGGGCUCUCAUCCAGUACUGGAAGGCCCAGGGAGGACGACCUGUGAACCCCCAGGACGAGGGGCUCUUCACCAUCUAUGCCCUCAAGGGCGUCAAGACCGACUCCGAGGGACAGCGCCUCAUCCAGGUCGAGUGGGUUGGCUUUUCAAGACCCACCUGGGAGCCUGAGUCGGCCAUCAAGGCAGCCGCGCCCGACGCUUUGGAGGCGUAUCUCGAGAAGAAGGGGGAGAAGUAG
Clonostachys byssicola is the source of this 588-nucleotide messenger RNA. The record is from the annotation of a GenBank genome assembly. NCBI's taxonomy places the organism in Eukaryota, Fungi, Ascomycota, Sordariomycetes, Hypocreales, Bionectriaceae.